This is a messenger RNA of Ostrinia furnacalis (Asian corn borer), 909 nucleotides long. Its product is annotated as cilia- and flagella-associated protein 299. The coding region runs from base 82 to 798 and encodes 238 amino acids. NCBI's taxonomy places the organism in Eukaryota, Metazoa, Arthropoda, Insecta, Lepidoptera, Crambidae. The record is from RefSeq and is a predicted model, not a curated record. The transcript has 4 exons.
UGCCAUGUACAAUAAUAAAAAUUUAUGAUACUUACACAGCUUUUGUAUAGUUUAUUUUGAUAAAUAUUUUUGUAAGCAACCAUGGCGAUGGCUGAGAAGAAAAAUGAGUACCCACCAAGCGUGGAGGCAGACCGGAGGCUGUUGCCUUUUGAGACUUGGGAGGAGUAUUUGGACUCCCUCAUAGAAAUUGCUGAUCUGAGGAAUCUAAGGAGUAUCGCUUCUGCGAGGACCAUCGCUGCACUUGGUUAUAGAGCCAAUGGCGACACAUUGACCGAGAAAGAGUUCUACAAACGUCGCGCUGUGAUCCACGAGGUAGUGUUCCCAACAGCACGAGCGUAUGUGCUGGUCAGCGAAGGAGCUGAUGUGGAAGACCCCUUCAAUAGGGAGCUGGCCGUCAGAGAGCGGGCUAAUAGAGUUGGGAUACUACAGUCAAUAAUCUUCGUCCGCCACUUCACCAAAGGAGGCUUCGAGAUCUCAGGCUACAUAGACUACGCACACCGGCUCAUCACGGAGAACUGGGCUCCGUUCUUCAAGUCCAACAAGAUGCUGUGGCCAAGGGACACAGACCUGGGCUAUUACCACUGGCGGCAUGGCACUGUUAGGAGCAACAUGAGCAGGAAUUAUAAGCCCGUAAUGGACACGGAAAAGGGUUUAUUGUUCCAAAACCGGCACGACCACAAAAUCAUCUGCCCCGACCCCCAACAGGACCCAGGUCAAAACACCUCGAAGCAGAGGAUAUUUUCACCAAGGUACACCCAAAUCGAAAUUUACGACCACGUCGUUAGAAGAAAGAGCUAGAAGAAACAAGAAAUUUUCUAGAAUAGUAAAAUUGUAUGCAUCGAUUUGCAAAAUCUUGGCUUUGCUAUUUUCAAUAUUAAAAAAAACUGAUUACAAUUAAAAAUAAAACUU